UAGUCAUUUUAUCAGUUAGAUAGAUGAAGAUAUCUGCAACUUUCAGGAAGUUAAAGCAGUGUGAGUUGCAAUACGCAACAGACAAGAUCAUAGCAAGCUGGUAUCACCCCUUCCGUAAUCAAUGAUGAAGACCUUUCUGGUUCUGAUGACCUGGAUUCUGGCUGAAGUUUCCUCAUUCACCUUUGACCCUGCAUUGGAUGAAAGUUGGAUGAAGUGGACAUUACUUCAUGGAAAACAGUACGGAAAGAAUGAAGAAAAUUGGAGGAGAAUAACAUGGGAGAAGAAUCUGCAAAAAAUCAAACAACAUAACCUGGAGCAUGCAAUGGGCAAACACACAUUUCGUAUGGAGAUGAAUCACUUUGGUGAUAUGACCAGUGAGGAAUUCAACCAACUCAUGAAUGGAUUUAUUCAAAGAAACCUGGAGAGCCCAACUCCCAACGAAGAGUCACUCCAUGACCAUGACAAAAUGGAUCCUCCUCAGGGCAUUGACUGGCGUGGACGUGGGUAUGUCACGGAAGUGAAGGAUCAGGGUCACUGUGGCUCAUGCUGGGCAUUUAGUGCGACUGGGUCACUGGAGGGACAGAUCUACAGGAAGACAAAUAAACUCAUCUCACUGAGUGAGCAGAAUCUUGUCGACUGCUCCAGACACCAUGGCAAUGAAGGAUGUUGCGGUGGACUGGUACAUCAAGCCUUUAAGUAUAUACAGAGAAAUGGUGGAAUAGACAACGAGACCUACUACCCCUACAUUGCAACAGAUAAGGGGCCUUGUAAGUACAACCCCCUGCACAGUGUUGCUAACUGUACUGGGUACAGAACCAUUCGUCAUGGCAGCGAGGAGGCAUUAGCGAUGGCAGUGGCUUCAGUUGGACCUAUAUCAGUUGGAGUUGAUGCAGCUCACCUAUCCUUCCAGUUCUAUCGCUCAGGGAUUUAUCAAGAUAACAAAUGCAGCACUACCACUUUGAAUCAUGCAGUGCUGGUCGUGGGAUAUGGAACUCAUGGUGAAGGAGAAACUGCACAGAGAUAUUGGAUUAUUAAAAACAGCUGGGGAAAGCAUUGGGGUAUCAACGGGUACAUGCUUCUCGCCAAAGACAUGAACAACCAGUGUGGCAUUGCUAAAUAUGCAGUUUAUCCCCUGGUGUAAUGGCAAUGGCACUAACAGGAAGCCCCUAUUAUGGAUGUGGUUUGAUACAAGAUGUAAAGCAUCAUCAUAUCAAUGGAAACAAGAUACUUGCUGCAAAAAUGGAAAUUGCUGGAAAAGC
This is a messenger RNA of Stegostoma tigrinum, 1259 nucleotides long. RefSeq names its product procathepsin L-like. Gene Ontology annotation, molecular function: cysteine-type endopeptidase activity. Bases 122 to 1141 code for a protein of 339 amino acids. The record is from RefSeq and is a predicted model, not a curated record. Gene Ontology annotation, biological process: immune response. Gene Ontology annotation, cellular component: lysosome. NCBI's taxonomy places the organism in Eukaryota, Metazoa, Chordata, Chondrichthyes, Orectolobiformes, Stegostomatidae. The transcript has 8 exons.